CCCUGUGGAGAGGAGCACAGAAUAGUAGUUGGGCGUCCUUUUCUUCAGCUGAGCAUUGAUCCCAGUGAUGCUGGCGCUCAGGUGUUACACACUGAGGAGUCCAGACGACGUGUGAGUGCUUUAAGACGAUGCAUGGCCCUGUCUGCGCUGGCAAACAAAAGAAGAUGAAAAUGAAGACCCGACUGUGCCAAGGUGUUAGUGGCAUCCUCAUCAUUACCAUGGUUACCAGCAUUAUGCUGGUUUACAACAGCAGCUCUGGUGACAGAUCAUCUUUGCCUCCUGAGCCGUUGUCUUCCCGUCACAGAGAUGAGCCUGGUCCAUCCGUGCAAAAGUCAGAGAGACCACGGGGAGUCCAACCACUUCAAGGGUACACAGGAGUCAUGGAUCACAAGCCUCUCAAGAUGCACUGCAGGUCUUGCACCCUGGUUACCAGUUCGGGCCAGUUAACAGGGAACAACAGAGGUGAAGACAUUGAUGAUUCUCAGUGCGUGAUUCGCAUGAACGAUGCCCCAAGUUUGGGCUUCCAGCAGGACGUCGGCCAGCGCACAAGCUUACGAGUAGUAGCUCACUCCAGCCUGCAGAGGGUGCUACGGAGCCGGCAGGAGCUGCUCAACGCAAACCAAGAGACAGUGUUCAUCUUCUGGGGACCAAGCAGCUGCAUGAGGCGGGACGGAAAAGGUCACGUUUAUAACAACCUGAAGCUGCUGAAACAACUAUUCCCCCAACUCAAAGUCUACAUCGUUUCUCGAAGCAAGAUGCUGAAGUUCGAUGAACUUUUUAAAAGGGAAACAGGAAUUGAUCGGAAGAGUUCCAAUUCGUGGCUGAGUACCGGCUGGUUCACCAUGGCAAUAGCCCUGGAGUUGUGUGACAGGAUCAACGUGUACGGAAUGGUACCUCCUGAUUUCUGCAGAUCCUCCUCUCACCCCUCUGUGCCAUAUCAUUACUACGAGCCCUCAGGGCCCGACGAGUGCACCAUGUAUCUCUCCCACGAGCGAAGCCGACGUGGAAGCACCCACCGUUUCAUCACAGAGAAGAAAGUGUUUGCAAACUGGGCUCGAUCCCUCAACAUUCACUUUUACCAGCCAGAGUGGAAGCCUCCUGCUGCCAUCAGCCUGAACAGCUCCCAAACUGCACUUCCAGCUGGGUCUUGAAACUCCUCGAAGUGUGCCCGAUGUUU
Molecule: messenger RNA, 1177 nt
Organism: Thalassophryne amazonica
Lineage: Eukaryota; Metazoa; Chordata; Actinopteri; Batrachoidiformes; Batrachoididae
Gene: st6galnac5b
Product: ST6 (alpha-N-acetyl-neuraminyl-2,3-beta-galactosyl-1,3)-N-acetylgalactosaminide alpha-2,6-sialyltransferase 5b
Exons: 5
Coding region: 129-1151 (340 amino acids)
Biological process (GO): oligosaccharide metabolic process; ganglioside biosynthetic process
Molecular function (GO): alpha-N-acetylgalactosaminide alpha-2,6-sialyltransferase activity
Source: RefSeq, a predicted model, not a curated record